Molecule: messenger RNA, 1295 nt
Organism: Zea mays
Lineage: Eukaryota; Viridiplantae; Streptophyta; Magnoliopsida; Poales; Poaceae
Product: Serine/arginine-rich splicing factor SR45a
Exons: 8
Coding region: 541-1185 (214 amino acids)
Source: RefSeq, marked predicted
CUCGCGGACUCGGGGCUCGUACCAACAGGAAAAAAGGCCCAGAGGCAGUGCCGUGACCGAUUCGAGACGCAAGAGAAGGAUCGAGACGAGGCGGCGGUUUUCCGGGGCAGCAUCGUCUCGGCCACGAAGAUGUCUUACUCAAGGGGCUCAAGGUAUGGAUCUCGCUCACCUUACUCGAGAAGCACAAGGUACCGAAGUCGCUCUAGGAGUGUCGACUCUAGUGAUGCUGAAAACCCUGGGAACAACCUGUAUGUGACUGGUUUGUCGGCUCGUGUAACGGAUCGAGAUCUGGAGAAGCACUUCUCCACUGAGGGUGAGGUGAUUGAUGCAAGCGUUGUGUAUGAUCCUUGGACAAGGGAAUCACGGGGGUUUGGUUUUGUUACCAUGGCUGCUGUUAAAGAUGCAGAUCGCUGCAUCAAAUAUCUGGACCGUUCUGUGUUGCAAGGUCGGGUCAUAACUGUUGAGAAGAUUUUGUUGACAGCAACAGGGUAGAUGUUGGUAGCUGCUCUGCAACAAACUGAUACAACCUAACACCAAACCAUGCCAACCUCAGCCAAAGGGCAAAGAGAAGACGAGGUAGAACCCCAACACCUGGGAAGUAUCUUGGCACAAAAUCAUCCCGUGGACGGAGGUACUCCACAAGCUACUCACCUGAUCGGAGGGGCCGUUACAGUUCCCGCUACUCACCUGAUCGGAGGGACUGUCAUGGUAGAGACCGGUCAUACUCUCCAUAUGACAGAAGGCGAUCAUACUCUCCUUACGGCAGGGAUGAAUCAUAUUCCCCUUACUAUGGCCGGCGAUCAUACUCACCUUACUACAGCAGACGGUAUCGUUCAAGGUCCCCAUACUGCUACAGAAGACGCAGGUCACCUUCUGUUUCGCCAUACUACCGCCGGCACAGGUACAGAUCUGUCUCCAAGUCAUCCAGUUCAUCUCCAAGGGCCAGAGGACGGAGCUAUUCGUGCAGUUUAUCACCACAGAGAAGCUACUCGCGCAGCCAUUCCCCAGAAUCCGAGAGAUCAACAAGCUAUUCUCCUAAGAAAGGGAGUAAAAGGGAACCCUCGCGUAGCAGAUACUCUGGCAAGAGUCGUCAUUCAAGGGAAAGCCACUCUCAUAGCCGCAGUUCGUACUCCAGGUCUGUGUCCAGGGAGCGCUCAGCUUGAUCUGCGAGGUGUGUCGUCCUAGGUGGUUAUAAGAUAUGCGCUGUAUUUGCAUCUAUCAGAACUUGUGUACUUCGUAUAUUACGAACUUGAGAACUGUAUGGAUGUGUGCAUUGUGCCAAAUUAUGUUCAUUC